Molecule: messenger RNA, 2000 nt
Organism: Ascoidea rubescens DSM 1968
Lineage: Eukaryota; Fungi; Ascomycota; Saccharomycetes; Ascoideales; Ascoideaceae
Gene: HTS1
Product: histidine--tRNA ligase
Exons: 1
Coding region: 112-1731 (539 amino acids)
Biological process (GO): mitochondrial translation
Cellular component (GO): cytoplasm; mitochondrion
Source: RefSeq, a predicted model, not a curated record
ACUUGAAGACAUCUCACUAUUUUUUUUUUCUGUCUUUGUUUUUUGUUUAUGAGCCUAUUAUCCUCUUGUACACAAGUUAGAAACAUUGCUAGACCAUUAUACUAUUUGACAAUGAGCUCAAUUAACCCCCCAAGCUCCAGUUUGAAUUCGAUUGCAAAUACCAAUAAAACCUCUUCCUUAGCUCAACUAAACCAGAAGAGAAAGACUUCAAAAUCAUCGUCCAAAAAGGAAUCCUUUAGUUUAAAGACUCCAAAGGGCACUAAAGAUUUUUUUGGUGCAGAUUUGCUACUCAAAACCAAAAUAUUUGAUAUUUUAAAAGAUGUUUUUGUACUUCAUGGUGGAUCAUCGAUUGAUACACCGGUUUUUGAGUUAAAAUCAAUUCUUACAAAUAAAUAUGGUGAAGACUCUAAACUUAUAUACGAUUUAAAAGACCAAGGUGGCGAGUUGUGUUCCCUAAGAUAUGAUUUGACGGUUCCCUUUGCUCGUUUUGUUGCACAAAAUGACAUCAAAAAUAUCAAAAGAUAUCACAUCGCCAAAGUUUAUAGAAGAGAUCAACCUGCCAUGACUAAAGGAAGAAUGCGAGAAUUUUAUCAAUGCGAUUUCGACAUAGCUGGUAUAAACUAUGAUAAAAUGGUACCAGAUGCUGAAAUUCUUAAAAUCUUAGUUGAAGGUUUGACUAAACUAAAUAUUACUGAUUUUAGAAUUAAAUUAAAUCAUAGAAAAAUUCUAGAUGGAAUUUUCAAGGUAUGUGGUGUCACUGAUUCAGAUGUUAGAAAAGUAAGCAGUGCUGUCGAUAAAUUGGAUAAAGAAUCUUGGGAUGAAGUUAAACGGGAAAUUGUUGAAGAAAAAAAUCAGUCGAAGGAGGUUGCUGACAAAAUUGGUGAAUUUGUUAAAUUAAAAGGCGGUCUAGAUGAGAUUUUGCCGAUUUUAUUAUCUAAUGAAGAGUUAAUGUCUAAUCCACUUGCCAAAGAAGGUAUUGAAGAAAUGAAAUUAUUAAAUGGCUAUAUUUCUGUUUUCUCUAUUUCUGAUUUUAUAUCUUUUGAUUUAUCAUUAGCAAGAGGCCUUGAUUACUACACGGGAUUAAUUUAUGAAGCUGUUACUGUUGAAAGUAAGGCUCCUCAAAAUGCCAAAGAAUUAAAAGAAAAAAGCAAAAAACUUAACGAUAGCCAAACUGACGAUGCCUCUAGUUAUGUUGGUGUUGGCUCAAUUGCUGCUGGUGGCCGUUAUGACAAUCUUGUUGGCGAUUUUGCAUUGUCAAAUGGAAAGAAAAAUAUUUCAAUUCCAUGUAUUGGUGUUUCUUUUGGUGUGGAAAGAAUUUUUUCCAUUAUUUCUUCAAGAAUUGAUACUAAAAAUAAAGUUAGGAGCUCUUCAACAGACAUUUUUGUCAUGUCCUUUGGUGGGGAUGGCUUAUUGAAAGAACGAUUACUAAUUUCCAAUUUGCUAUGGUCCGCUAAUUUGAAAACAGAGUUUGUUUUUAAAAAGAAAGUAAACGCAAGAAAACAAUUUCUUGCUGCUGAAAAAAUUGGUGCUUCAAUAGGUGUAAUAAUUGGCCAAGAAGAAUAUGUCAAUGAAAAUAAAGUUAGAGUAAAAGUAUUAGGCGAGCAUGAAAACAGUAAUGAAGGUGAAUUAGUUGAAGUUGAUAACUUGAUUUCUUAUAUCAAAAACAAAUUAAAUGAAUUGAAUGGAAAUCUGGAACUAGAUGAAAUCUCUAGAUUGAUUCAAGGUUUGUAGAUUAUUAAGUAGUGAAUUGUUUAAAAUAUACUUGAAUUUUAAUAGUAUUUAACAUUAAAGAUGGCCGAAUUUCUUAAAUAUUAUACCAAAAAGAGUUGUUGAAUUUUGUAGUAUAAUAGAAGAUAGUUAUAACCAAAAUCUGUUUUAAUUACUAAAAUAUGAACAACGGCAGGUCUAUAUAUUUUACCUCUUCAAAAUUGCAUAAAGCUUAACUUUUUAAUUUUUCUUAUAUUUAAUAUGAAGGCAUCUAUAAUUUUUUUUUUCUUGUU